CAUUAAAAGCCGCGCCCUAUCCGCGGAGACAACACGCUGCAGCCAGUCUACCAUACUAUCGUAUUUUGUCUUUACCAAAGUACUGCAGCACGCUUCGUUCCCCGUGUGCCACCUGUAAAGGCCACAGAAAAAUGAAAUUCCUGCAAAUCUUAACGGUAACCUUUUUGUUGAGCGAGUGCAGCUUGUCCUUGACGAUUGACGCCAGUUCCACCGUCGGCUCUUCGCCUGUCAAGGACAAGACACCUGGUCCCAAAGCCAUACGACACUCGGUCAUCGUGAAUCGGACCCACCCGGAAGAGCAGCACGCUGUAAUGCAACUGCUACUGGAUCGCUGGAAGACCGUUCUUUCUGAGAAAUUUGGCCUCACAGCCACCGGAAUGUAUUUGCUUAAUGAAGAAGCGAAAUCUACGACCACGACGGACCAGCGGAUCAUCACGUACGAGGUUGACUUCACCAUGGAUGACACGGCUGCAUCGCCUAUCGCCAAGGCUCACGUGAUUGAAGCCCUGAACAAGUCCCUGAAGGAGCAGCCUCUCGCCGGUGUGACCCUGCGCGCCACACCCCAGCCCCGUAAAAUCUUGAUUGAUUGCUUGUUGGACUGCGAUUAGCUGCCACAUUCGUGAACAUCGUCACAUACCGUUGAAAGCAGAAGAGCAUUGAAUUUUGCAGAGAUGUACGGCACAAACAUGCGCAAUGCGCAUGCAUCCUUCUCCAAGUAGAAAGAUACAUAUCUGCGAUCCCUUAUUUACGUUAGCUGUCUCACAAAUUAAUUACUUAAUAUGCAGUGCUACCAUUAAUGUCUUUCAUUCGCUAUCAAGCUUUUUGAAGUUUCUCAAGUGGCUAGA
Messenger RNA from Paramacrobiotus metropolitanus, 845 nucleotides. RefSeq lists its product as uncharacterized. The coding region runs from base 132 to 608 and encodes 158 amino acids. The record is from RefSeq and is a predicted model, not a curated record. NCBI's taxonomy places the organism in Eukaryota, Metazoa, Tardigrada, Eutardigrada, Parachela, Macrobiotidae. The transcript is spliced from 3 exons.